Molecule: messenger RNA, 621 nt
Organism: Vanderwaltozyma polyspora DSM 70294
Lineage: Eukaryota; Fungi; Ascomycota; Saccharomycetes; Saccharomycetales; Saccharomycetaceae
Gene: FAR3
Product: Far3p
Exons: 1
Coding region: 1-621 (206 amino acids)
Source: RefSeq, a predicted model, not a curated record
AUGGAACCUAACAGCUCUGAUAAUUUUGAAUACGUUUUACAGUUAACAAGAAUCCUCAGUACUGAAUGCAGGUCCAGCAGACAACAAACUGAACACAUCAAUCAUAUUCUAAGUAAAGUGGCGAAACUGUCUGGGGUUUCUUAUGAACAAUAUAGUGAGGGUGUUGAUAAAACAACACAAGAGAGGUACGAUGCAAUUUCAGGGAAAUCAGAAAUUGAAACUUUAGUUUCUGAAAAUUAUAAUCUUAUUUAUAAAAUUGAACAACAGGACUAUAUGAACAAAAAAGUAUGGACUUUGAUUAAUCAUGUUAAUGAGCAUAUAAAUUCUAUCAGGAUUUUUUUAAAAGAACAAAAGCUAUUGAAGACAACAAAAUACAAAGAUAUAUUAAAUGAAAAAAUUGUAAUACAAGAAAAUAUAGUUGAUCAAAACACACAAGUAUUAAUGAAAUCAAAAGAUUCUAUGGUAUUGAAAAUUAAUGAAGUACUGCAAAAAUUAAGUAUUGUUUUAAAGGAAAUAGAUUUUACAAAAAUUGAACAGAAUUCUGAUUACUUUAAAUUUAAAGAGAGUUUAAUAUUUUUGAAAAAUAAUUUUGAAGUAGAUUUAACUAUCCCCAAUAUGUAA